Clavispora lusitaniae ATCC 42720 is the source of this 699-nucleotide messenger RNA. The record is from RefSeq and is a predicted model, not a curated record. Lineage: Eukaryota; Fungi; Ascomycota; Pichiomycetes; Serinales; Metschnikowiaceae.
AUGGACUAUGUUCCAGAAUUGGGGAAGCAUGUUCCGAGUUGCUGGGAGAGUCGUUCUCAUUCUGUAUAUCCACUUUGGUCUUGUCCAUUUUGGUCUUGUCCAUCUUGGUCUUGUCCACCUUGGUCUUGUCCACUUUGGUCUUGUCCACUUUGGUCUUGUCCACUUUGUCCACUUUGUCCAAUUUGUCCACUUUCAUCUUGUCCUCUUUCAUGUCCACUUUCGUCUUGUCCUCUUUCUUUCCAUUCCGCUCUGUCUGCACAAAGCUCUCGCUCCCCUCUGUCAGUCCAUUCCCGUUUUUACCUUGCAUCAACUUGGCUAGGCGAGGGUACUUCGCCGGGUCUGGAAACACUUUUUGCUCUUGAGCACGCUGAACCAAGCGAAAAAACUGCUGCGACACAUCCGUCGCCAGAUCAAGCAAGCGGUCGACCUCCGCCAGCAAAUCCUGGCCCGUCUUUUUCGCACUUGUCGCCCGGCCAAUUCUUCUCGUGCGUUGCUCCAACCGUUUUUCGAUCUUAUGGGCUAGUUUGGCCACACGAAUGUUCAAAAACUGGAUUUUCUGCUCGAUGGUCAACGCGCGCCGGAUCUCCAGCCGAAGAUCUUUCUGGUAGUUGGACUUCACAUUCAAAAGCGAUUGCACCACCGCUCCAGAUUCUUGUCGGAGCGGAUUCGCAAGUAUGUGGUCUAGCCGAAACUCAUUGA